Molecule: messenger RNA, 3352 nt
Organism: Magallana angulata
Lineage: Eukaryota; Metazoa; Mollusca; Bivalvia; Ostreida; Ostreidae
Exons: 5
Coding region: 147-2360 (737 amino acids)
Biological process (GO): carbohydrate metabolic process
Molecular function (GO): hydrolase activity, hydrolyzing O-glycosyl compounds
Source: RefSeq, a predicted model, not a curated record
CCCAUUGUCAUGCAUAAAAUUUUAAACAAGACACAAUUGUACACGUUGUCAUUGGUAAAAUUAUUGUUUGUCUGUUCUUAUAAACUUGGAGUCGACGUUAAUUUUAUCUAGAGGAUGUUUUAUUGUGGGAAAUUUGUUCAACAAAUAUGUCAGCAGAAAACGCGAUAAAGAAUUUAGAAUCCCAGGUUUUCUCAGUCACCUGUCGGCGCUGUAAUCACGUGUAUAAUGACGAGGAUCACCAGCCACGUCUGUUGCCAUGCCUACAUGACGUCUGCUUAGACUGUCUGUGCGAGCUCGUGUUCGAUGAAUCUCUGACAUGUCCAGAGUGUAAAACGACUCACAAAACCCCGGAUAAUGACGUCACUACUUUUCCCAAAGAUCCGGUGAAGUUGGGGCGGGUUUUGCAAAAUCCGGAAACUCUGUCGGAUGUCUGCUGUGAUUUCUGCGACGAAGAGUGCAGCGCCACACACCGCUGUACGGACUGCUUGGAUAACCUUUGUCCGGAUUGCCUGCAAAUUCACAGAAAGUACAAGAAAUACAAGGAUCAUAGUGUCCUUUCUAUUGAAGAGUAUGCAAAGCUACAAUAUUACGUGAACAGCACCAUUAAAUGCAGCGUCCCCGGCCAUACUACUGAACUAAUCAAAUUCUACUGCACAGAUAAGAAUUGCGAGCUAUGUCUGUGUCCUUCUUGUGUAAUUUCCCACAUAGAACAUAGCCAUAGAGUGCUUAAAAUCGAUACCGUUUUUGAUUUACGUUUAAAAAACAUAAAAACUAUUGAAACAGAUCUGCAGCAGCAAAAGGAGAGAGUUGAUGAAGCAAUAAGAUUGAUUGAAGAAGAAACUAUAGUUGUUGACAAAAUGGCAAAUAAUGCUAUGAAAGAUGCCGAAAGGACGUAUGAUUUUUUGAUCAAGCUGCUGGAGAAAAGGAAGUCAGAUGUCCAAAAUUCCAUUAAGUCAGUUCAGGAAGAUAAAAGAGAGCUCCUUAGAAAACAGGAGAAGGGCUUUCAGAUGCGUAGGAAUGUUAUAGAAGAUGGCAAAAAUUAUCUGAAAAGUUUAUUAGAAAAUGGAAAUAAGCCCGAAUUUCUUUGUCUUGAACCCAUCAUUCGCAAACAGUUUUUAACACUUUUAAAUGAGGAUCAUGGUUGCCUUCCGUGCACAAACCCAACCAUUCGAUUUUCGUUUCAAAAUAUGAUUGAAGAUUUUGAAGAACUAAUUAACGAACUGGGUUUAAUCGUGUUUUCAAAUGCGUUCGCACCUUUUACAAAAAUGACUGUUCCAAACCUAAGUUACGUUGACGAAACAUUUGAAAUUCGACUACAACUGUUUAACCCUCACCAUGAACUCACACAAGAAGAAGCUAUUGAUGUCCAAAUUUGUCUGGUCGAUCCCACCGAGAAGUUGACCCGGUCUCUCUACCCUUGUCAACUGGAGGAGGACGGGAGCCUGAGGACAGGUUUCCGCGUUGAGUUGGCUGGCAUCUACAAUGUGGAGGUUUUCAUUCUUGGACGACCGUUCUAUAUUCACAAUCAACAGCUGGAAAUCAUGGAGAGAUUCCACUUCACUUCAGAAGAUGGUUAUGAUUCCUGCAAUGAUGCCAUGAAAAGUCCCGUUCCUGAUUUAGUGCGAUCACAAGGAGACAUGAAACCUUUGGCCUCGCCAAGAAGACCCUUUAGCUUGUCUUCGACAAGAUCAGAGCGAUGUCGCAUGACCUUUACAUGUCCUCCUUUUCACCUUGACGAAUCGACUCUACACAAGAACUGCUAUAUUUCUGGAUGCAAGAGGAUUAUUUCUAACACAACUACCGCUCUAUCUCAGUAUCACACGACACUUACAAACAAGGGAAGCGUUUACAAUGGUGCUGCAGGGUCAAUUAGUUUCUUUUCCCCGUGUGCAGCCUACUUUGAGGUGGAGAUAAAGUAUGACAUCUGGAAAGAUCUCUGUUUGAAUGAUGUCAUAUGUGACGUCAUCAUUACUAACGAAGACUUGUCCGAGUUUACUACCACCCAGCGGCACCACAAGUUUGGAUGGAGCUUUUCUGUAGUUUUCUGUGAAAAAUGUCACCAGGUGUGUAUCGAGAGCUGGGACCACUUAGAUCUGGUUGGUCAUCUACCUGUUGGUUUGGUAACCAGAAACUCAUCCUUGCACAAGGUUAUUGGGAUAUUUCUCGACGACACAAACGCUUGCAUAUCUUUAGUGGACUGUACCGAAGCUGACCUCAUCGCACAGUUCAAUGACGUCAUGUUUGAUAAACCUUUAUGGCCAGCAUUUUGUGUUAAUCCUUCCGAAAAGAUUACCGUUGAGUUAAAGAUAAAAACUGGUCAAGAAAUAAACUAUAUGCCUGUUCAUCUUUUACCGAUAUGAAAAACACAAGCAUUAUUGUUUAUCAUGACUAUUAUUGAUGUUUUGUAUGCAUUGCAUUUUAAUGUUGAAAAAUAGAUCAAAAACCAUUAAUCAAAUUUAAUUGAUUUUUAAAGGAGAAAAACUUGGCAUUAUGAAAAUUUUUUCAAAACUGUUCAAUAGUAACGGUAUAAUAUUCACUUGCGUUUGAGAAAACAAACACACUCAACAAAUGUGCUGUUACCGAGACUACCUUAUUGGGAGCAGCUGACGUUUAUUCAUAUUACAUCAACACUUGCAGUGAAUUAUAUAAUUACAUAUAAAAUGUCAAACAUGAACAAUAUGGUACUGCAAAAUGAUUGUAACUCAAAAAAUUAACAUUAAAAAUGGUUAUAUUUUAGAAACGAAGAUUUCAAAUUUAAAACAUAUAAUAAUGAUUUACUUUUCUUCCCAUGACAAAAAUGACAGACAAAUAUGAACAUUUUCUUUUAUCCAACAGCAGUCAUUGAAUUCCAUUAUAAUUAUCAUACCCCAAAAAGGAUGUAAAAUCGGAUGAAAGUUAAAAGGAAACAAUUCUUAAUAUGAUCCAUCUACAGAGGGAAAACAUUUUCCAUCAAAGAAUGGACAGGAAAUUGUGAAAAUUCCCAUGAGACAAGAGGAAUAAUAUUUUUGUGCGGAAAACAUAACAGGAUUUAACGUCCGAUAUUUUUAAUGUUGCUCGAUAAACACAAUGAACUAUAUAUCAAAUACAUGACUACCUUACUCAAUAUGGAAACUUCAAAAGUGAUAUUAAAUGAAAUACUAGUAAACGAACACUCACACACGACAACAUAACAAUAUAUAUACAUUUGCAACUAUGUGUCCUUAUAUUAACCUUUGGAAUAGCGAAUACAUUCAAAUCUGUGUGAACUUUUUGAUAACUACACAAUGAUUAUUACACGCGCUUAUCGUUUCACGGUUGCAUUAUUGUUAACCUAAAUACACGAUUAUGUUAAUAAUUCUGGACGAUUUGUCUC